Messenger RNA from Miscanthus lutarioriparius, 876 nucleotides. The record is from the annotation of a GenBank genome assembly. Lineage: Eukaryota; Viridiplantae; Streptophyta; Magnoliopsida; Poales; Poaceae.
AUGAUGUCCGGCGGUGGGUACUCCGCCCUCGACGACCCCAAGGCCUCCGGAUCCGUCCCGGCGGCCACGGGGACAGAUCCACCGGCCAUCAGGUUCGCCGACUCCAACCUCCAGACCUUCCCGCCGUCCGAGGCCAGGGGCAAGAUCGCUGGCGCCUACCGCCCGCCCACCGACGCCGACGACACCUUCUCGUCCAAGGGCGGAGGAGCCGGAAGCGGUGGCAGAGGCGGCAGUGCCGGGUCAGAUGAUGCCGCGCAGGGCGGCUGGUUCCGCAUGUUCUCCGUGGCGGCGUACAAGCCCUACUUCGACGUUGACACUUCCGACGUUGUCGAGAGGAUCUGGGAGUCCGUCUUCCCCUUCCGCGGCACGUUUACCGAGAAGACCUCCGAGAGCCCUGACCUGUAUGGGCCAUUUUGGACAUGCACCACCCUGAUUUUUGUUGCUGCAUCUAUUGCUACUUUUGUCACCUACCUUUCUCACAAAUGGCACAAGAAGGAAUGGAACUAUGAUAUCAACUUGGUUACCUGGUCUGCUGGCUUAUUCUAUGGCUACGUGACGUUUGUUCCUCUUCUUUUAUAUGUUAUUCUCAAGUACUUCUCAGCACCUGCUGGUCUGGUGCAACUGUGGUGCCUAUACGGAUACUCUCUGUUCAUCUUCAUUCCAGCAUCGCUCCUGUCUAUUGUGCCAAUAGAAAUAUUCAGAUGGGUGAUUGCUGGUGUUGCUGGUUUCAUGUCUGCUACCUUCGUUGCUGUAAAUCUCCGUGCGCACAUUGUAAAUUCUGGUGAGCGAUGGUUCCUGAUCGUUGCAGGGAUAUUCUUGUUGCAGUUGGGGCUUGCUGUUUUGCUGAAACUCUAUUUCUUCACGAUAACUGUAUAG